Messenger RNA from Strongyloides ratti, 345 nucleotides. RefSeq lists its product as hypothetical. Bases 1 to 345 code for a protein of 114 amino acids. The transcript has a single exon. The record is from RefSeq and is a predicted model, not a curated record. Lineage: Eukaryota; Metazoa; Nematoda; Chromadorea; Rhabditida; Strongyloididae.
AUGAAUUACUUGUCAUCAUUUAUAAUAUUAAUUCUAUUAUUUUGUUUCAAAUCACUUGAAAUUAGUGACAAAAAUUUAAUUGAUUCUUUUAAUAUAGAGAAUGUUCCAGUACCAGUAGUUUUAAAUGAUGAAGAAGAUAAUCAUAUUAUAGAAAAAAGACAACGUCGGAGUAGAAGACAAAGAAGAGCAGGAAGACAAAGAAGGCAACUUCUUGCUUCUUUAUCUGCUAUAAUUGCUCAAAUAAGUGUAUUAGGCCAACAAAUCAGUAGUCUUCAAGUUCAAGUAUCAAAUAUAGCAACAACAACACCAGCAACACAACCAACACCAGCAACACCACCACCAUGA